UAUUCCUCCCGACCAGCAGCGUCUUAUCUUCGCUGGCAAGCAACUUGAAGAUGGUCGUACGCUGUCGGAUUACAACAUCCAGAAGGAGUCCACCCUUCACCUAGUCUUGCGUCUCCGCGGAGGCAUGCAGAUCUUCGUCAAAACCCUCACGGGUAAGACCAUCACGUUGGAAGUCGAAUCUUCCGACACCAUCGACAACGUAAAGGCCAAGAUUCAGGAUAAGGAAGGCAUUCCUCCUGAUCAACAACGCCUCAUCUUUGCUGGAAAGCAGUUGGAAGACGGCCGCACACUCUCAGAUUACAACAUCCAGAAGGAAUCCACCCUUCACCUCGUACUGCGUCUCCGUGGAGGCAUGCAAAUCUUCGUCAAGACCCUCACGGGUAAGACCAUCACGUUGGAAGUCGAGUCUUCCGACACCAUCGACAACGUAAAGGCCAAGAUUCAGGACAAGGAGGGCAUUCCUCCUGACCAGCAACGCCUCAUCUUUGCUGGGAAGCAGUUGGAAGAUGGCCGCACACUCUCAGAUUAUAACAUUCAGAAGGAGUCCACCCUUCACCUCGUACUGCGUCUCCGUGGAGGCAUGCAAAUCUUCGUCAAGACCCUCACGGGUAAGACUAUCACUUUGGAGGUGGAAUCAUCCGACACCAUCGACAAUGUGAAGGCGAAGAUUCAGGACAAGGAGGGCAUUCCUCCUGACCAGCAACGCCUCAUCUUUGCUGGAAAGCAGUUGGAAGAUGGUCGUACGCUUUCGGAUUACAACAUCCAGAAGGAGUCUACGCUUCACUUGGUCUUACGUCUGCGCGGAGGCAUGCAAAUCUUCGUUAAGACCCUCACGGGGAAAACCAUCACCUUGGAGGUUGAGUCAUCUGAUACUAUCGACAAUGUGAAGGCAAAGAUUCAGGACAAAGAAGGCAUUCCUCCUGACCAGCAACGCCUUAUCUUCGCGGGAAAGCAGUUGGAAGACGGUCGUACACUCUCUGAUUAUAACAUUCAGAAGGAGAGCACCCUUCACCUUGUUCUACGUCUUCGUGGUGGUUGUUAGUUUGGG
This is a messenger RNA of Suillus discolor, 1048 nucleotides long. RefSeq names its product polyubiquitin. Bases 125 to 1042 code for a protein of 305 amino acids. The record is from RefSeq and is a predicted model, not a curated record. Gene Ontology annotation, molecular function: protein tag activity; ubiquitin protein ligase binding. Gene Ontology annotation, cellular component: nucleus; cytoplasm. NCBI's taxonomy places the organism in Eukaryota, Fungi, Basidiomycota, Agaricomycetes, Boletales, Suillaceae. The transcript has a single exon. Gene Ontology annotation, biological process: modification-dependent protein catabolic process; protein ubiquitination.